GUUCAUUUAGUAAAGUAUAUUAAACCGAUAAAAGUCACACAAAUUUGAUUAGUUUUUGAGUUUUGAUUACUAUUUUUGUGAUGACAUUGGUGUUGAAGUGUUGGCAAAAUAGUUAACUCAUUUGUGUACCUCAUUUCAUAUCAUAUAAUAUUGAGGUAAACAAGUGAUCGGAGUUGUGUUUAAUAGUGAUUGUAUGCAAAUUAUGAGCCAAUUAUGACAAUCAUAACCAAACAACACAGCAAUAAAAGCGGGGAAUUAGUGAUACAAGUGAGACAACGGUUUCUGGAGGACUACACCAAUAACCCUGAUGUGUACAAUGAGGAGGACGUGGAGCGGAUCCGUACGAACGACUGGUACGUCAAGAGAUUCCUUUUGGCCCGAAGAAGGAAUGUGGACGAGGCCUAUGAGAUGCUGAGGAAUACGAUUAGAUGGCGACAAGAGUUUGGGUUACCGACGAUGAUUGACACCGACUUCCCGACCGAGUUCUACAAAGUGGGCGGACUUUUCCAAUACGAAAGGGAUUUGAGUGGAAAUGUUGUCAUAUAUUUGCGGAUACGAAUGCACCGCAAGAUUGCCGAGAUGUCUGAUCCGAUUAAGAGGUUUCUGAUGCAUAUCGUUGAUAAAACUGAUCGUCAGGUGGAUGGCAACGGAAUGGUUAUUGUAUUUGACUGUUCGGGUGCCGGCUAUUCAAACAUGGAUUUAGAUUUCCUGACUUUCCUCAUAACCGCCGGUAACUCCUAUUUCCCGGUCGGACUCAAGUAUAUUCUUGUUUACGAACUCUCGUGGCUUUUAAAUGCCUUUCGAAGAAUAGCGAUGUCUUUAAUACCGCAAACAUUUUUACCGCUAAUAAAGUUUGCCGACAAAAGUGAUAUCACAAACUAUAUAUCACUCGACAAUUUACCCGAUUUUAUGGGCGGGACGUGUAAACGGAACUACAGGUAUAUACCGAAAGGAUGUCCAACUGUGGCAGAUAUAGCCGCUAAGAACGGAUACACUCAGGAAGACAUCGAUCGCAUUCUCCCAAUCUUUGAACCACUUCUAGCGGAAGCGGACAAAGCCAUCGCUGAUAACAACUAUUUGGAUACAAUUGAUAAUAACGAAGAGAUUACUAUCGGAAGCAUUGAAAUGAAUGAGAAAAUUGAAUCUAACGGUACAAUCAGUGAAAACUUAGUUCCUAUUAAUAAAACAAACUCAAAGCCAAAUAUAUUGGGAUUAUUUCCCAACGAUUUAAUGCAUUUCAUAUACGAAAGUCAUUCCCAAACAUAUGAGACGAAUAUUCUGCUCCAGAAUUUGUGCGAAACUCCGAUUGCAUACAAAAUCCAAUCAAAUAAUCCAAACAAUUAUAACGUUUCUCCGCGUUUGGGAAUAAUCAUGUUCGGAGCCAGUCUUCGGUGUAAUAUUCAACUCAUUUCCGGCAGAAGACAUCAUCCAAAAGACAAGUUUCUGAUUAUCGCUCUUCCCAUAAAUGAUCACAAACUGAAUGUCAAUCAAUUCGCCAGACUUUGGAAAGACAAUAAGGAGAGUAUUAUAUCAUAUAAAUUAUUAACAAACAUGAAUGAGAAAAACAAUCAUUUAGGCAAUGAUGGGGUGGAAGGGGAACAGGAUUUGAGAGCAGAGAUGUGUGCGCCCGAAGUGUUCACUGGGAGUCACACUAACAUCAAGUCUUAA
Messenger RNA from Oppiella nova, 1668 nucleotides. The record is from the annotation of a GenBank genome assembly. Lineage: Eukaryota; Metazoa; Arthropoda; Arachnida; Sarcoptiformes; Oppiidae.